CAUAGCAAACGUUUGCAGAAAUCUUUUAUAGAAAAACAAAUGCGAAGAAGCGAAAUAAAAUAAAAUCAUAACGAGAUACGCGGCGGCCGAGAAGUCAGCUCACUUUCGGACAUCUAUUUGUUUGUGUCGUAUAUAAGGAUGGUUUUGUUGCUGGGACUGGAUUAUAACCGUGCGGCGCUUCGAGCGGUAAAAAUGGCCAAAAGUCAGCUGGCGCGGAAUAUCACAGUCAUGCACUCCUUGACGUUUCUCUGCAUGUUUUUAGGCUUUACUCAUGGUUCGGGUAAUGUCUACUUGCCAGCUGGAAAUGAACUGGCAACGGGCGGUAAACUGGCCACAGAGUACUUCACCUAUGCAGCUCCACCAGAAGAUGAUCAGACUGUUCCAUUACAAUCAGCCAGGCAAUUGGCCCAGGUGCUUUCUCCUCCACAACAAGUGGUUUUCAUCCGCACUCCCGAGACGAAUCUCUUCACACUGACGGCCAAACAACUGGCGGUCAAUAAUCCGCUGGACAUCUUUGUGCUCCAUCGCCAGGCGGAUGCAGAUGCUCUGGCCAAACAACAAGCUGCCAUUCAGCAGCAGGCAACUGAAAAACCAUCAGUGCACUUUGUGAAAUACAGAACUCCAGCGGAUGUAACCAGAGCUUUAAGUGCUCUGAGAAGCAACUACGAUCGGCUGCCGGGAAAUAGUAUAAACCAUGCGGUAGAAAAAGCGGAAGUUAUCCAUCUAAAUCCCCAGCCAACUGAACCACCUGUGAUCUUCAAAAUCCGUCCAAAAGAUAGCACUGAAUACGAGACUCACGAACAAGCCAGCGAAUUGGAAACCGCAAAGUUGCAAGCGCUUUUCCGGGAAUAUCUGCCACCGGGAAAACGUCGAUAGUCAACCUUCAAAUUCGAGGCUAGUGCCAAAGACUGCUUAAUGGUAAAUUAAAUUAAAAUACGUAGUAAAAAUCAUUCAAAGUGUCCAUUCACAUCUUA
Drosophila ficusphila is the source of this 974-nucleotide messenger RNA. RefSeq lists its product as uncharacterized. The record is from RefSeq and is a predicted model, not a curated record. Bases 139 to 876 code for a protein of 245 amino acids. NCBI's taxonomy places the organism in Eukaryota, Metazoa, Arthropoda, Insecta, Diptera, Drosophilidae. The transcript has 2 exons.